AUGUCCACACAUCAACACCACCGUCACAGUUAUAAGGUAGAAAAAGACGAUGAUGAUGAUUAUCUGUUUCAGCGAUUUUUGGAAGAAUCGGAAACUAGACCCAGUAGAGAACCAUCGCCUGUAACCGAACAAUCUCAGCAAGAACUACAACAGGAUGUACAGCAAGCAAUUGAUGGUAUAUUCAACUCCCUUAGGAGGAAUAUGAGCUCUACUUCAAAUGCAAAUAGAGCUAGUAAUACUGGUGCGAACAGAGAUGUAAAUGGAGGAACAAACGCAGAUAUCAGAAGGGCUACCAACGCUAAUACAACCGAUCCUUCAUUUUUGGCAAGACGGCAAAGUCCUUUUAGAACUUUUCUUAGAAACCUGUUCAUUCUGGAUUACUUUAUUGGACUAAUAUUAUUCCCGUUUUCCAUGUAUAACAUAUUAAGGAGCGGAUUCAACUCUAUGACAUUCUCAGAGAAUGAUUUCAUUGUUGAAAUUGUGGGAUACUGGAAAUUUGCCAAAAUAUUUGGUUCUGGUGGUACGACACUAAUUGCGUAUAAGGAUACAAGUAAAUUAGGGUUGUUAGGUAAGUUUCAUAAUAUUAUUGUAUUCUACUCCUCACCAAUGGUUAAACAUAUUAUGAAGAAUGGCGAUGGCAAAGAAUUCAAGCUGAAUUGGUUGAAAUUGAUGUUUUCCAGAAUUUUCGAAUUAUUCGUCAAAAUCUCUACAAUUCUGAUAUAUUUAGCUUAUGGUGUGAGUGGUACUAUCUAUAUGGUUACAGCUGGCUUUUUCUUCAUAUUAUGUCUACUAUUCACUGUAAUCAGAAGAUACAAAGGCGUCCAUAGAAUGCUGGUUAGCCAAAGGAUGACAGGACCAGGCGUAUUUUAA
This is a messenger RNA of Saccharomyces mikatae IFO 1815, 870 nucleotides long. It is a transcript of the gene ASI2, whose product is annotated as Asi2p. The record is from RefSeq and is a predicted model, not a curated record. The transcript has a single exon. Lineage: Eukaryota; Fungi; Ascomycota; Saccharomycetes; Saccharomycetales; Saccharomycetaceae. Bases 1 to 870 code for a protein of 289 amino acids.